Esox lucius (northern pike) is the source of this 7589-nucleotide messenger RNA. RefSeq names its product fem-1 homolog a (gene fem1a). The record is from RefSeq and is a predicted model, not a curated record. Gene Ontology annotation, molecular function: protein binding. NCBI's taxonomy places the organism in Eukaryota, Metazoa, Chordata, Actinopteri, Esociformes, Esocidae. The transcript has a single exon. Bases 174 to 2027 code for a protein of 617 amino acids.
AACAACACAAACGCCAUCUUGACAGUAGCUUUAAAAUGGCAGAAAAAUGACAGGGAGAACCCGAGCUACGGAUAGGCUUUCUUUUCUUAUUUUGAAAAGACAGGACCUUUCCUGCUAUCCUCAAAACGUAGCUAGGGGGUUGAUGGCAAGUGAGAGAGUGGAAAGAAAUUAAAAUGGAUAUCACGACGGCGGUUUUCAACGCGGCCAGAGAUGGUAAGCUGAAACUUAUCCAGAAGUUGCUGAGCAACAAAAGUCCCGAGGAGUUGGAGGCUCUCGCCGAGGAGAAAACGCAGGGAGGCACCCCUCUCCUCAUUGCCUCUCGAUAUGGACACUUAGACGUUGUGGACUAUUUGCUUGAACAUUGUAAAGCUAACGUGGAACUAGGAGGCUCGGUGAACUUUGACGGCGAGACUAUUGAAGGCGCUCCCCCACUAUGGGCGGCUUCCGCGGCUGGUCACCUCCCUGUCGUCCGUACUCUUCUUAAACAUGGUGCCUCUGUCAACAACACUACACUGACCAACUCAACACCCCUCCGCGCUGCCUGUUUCGAUGGUCACCUGGAUAUUGUCCGCUACCUGGUGGAGCACCGAGCCGAUAUGGAGGUAGCCAACCGCCAUGGUCACACCUGCCUAAUGAUAUCCUGCUACAAGGGCCACAAAGAAAUAGCCAAGUUUCUCCUGGAACGUGGUGCCGAUGUCAACCGUAAAAGUGUGAAAGGCAACACAGCUCUCCAUGACUGCGCUGAGUCUGGUAGCCUGGACAUCAUGAAGAUGCUGCUGAAAUGCAACGCUCGCAUGGAGAGGGAUGGUUACGGCAUGACCCCUCUCUUAGCUGCCAGCGUCACAGGGCACACCAACAUUGUGGAGUACCUUGCCCACCAGCCCCGCACCUCUCGUGAAGAACGAGUUGAUGCACUUGAACUCCUGGGGGCCACCUUUGUGGAUAAGAAGAGGGACCUCCUGGGUGCUAUGAGAUACUGGAGGAGAGCCAUGGAGCUGAGACAGCCGGCUGACAAAAUGGGAGUCCUGGACAAGCCCCCUCCUGGUCCCCCUGUGCCUGCUUAUGACUGUGCCCGAGAGGUGAGCACUGCCGACGAGCUGGAGGCUCUGAUCACAGACCCUGAUGAGAUGCGGAUGCAGGCCUUGCUGGUUCGAGAGAGAAUCCUGGGGCCCUCGCACCCUGACACCUCAUACUACAUCCGCUACCGAGGGGCCGUCUACGCCGACUCGGGCAACUUUGAGCGCUGCAUCAGUCUGUGGAAGUACGCCCUGGAUAUGCAGCAGAGCAACCUGGACCCACUCAGCCCCAUGACAGCCAGCAGCUUCCUGUCUUUCGCCGAGCUCUUCUCCUUUGUGCUGCAGGACCGGGCCAAAGGCACCCUGGCUACACGCGUUACCUUCCACGACCUGAUGGGGGUGUUAGCGAAGAGCGUGAAGGAGGUAGAGAGGGCAGUGGCGCAGAGGGACAGCCCCCCUGAAGCCCCCCAGUUCACCAAGGCCCUGUCCAUCAUCCUCCACCUGGUGUUCCUGCUGGAGAAGCUGGAGUGCACCGCGGAGCAGGAGCACCGCAAGAAGCAGACGGUUUACCGCCUCCUGAAGCUGAACCCGCGGGCGCGCAGCGGCUUCACCCCCCUGCACAUGGCCGUGGACAAGGACACCACGUCGGUGGGCCGCUACCCCGUGGGCCGCUUCCCCUCCCAGACUGUGGCCUCUCUGCUGCUGGAGUGCGGGGCAGAUGUGGAUUCACGGGACUGCGACAACAACACGCCGCUGCACACUGCCGCCAGAAACGGUUGCCCAGAGAUCAUGGCGCUGCUGGUGAGGGCCGGGGCACACUUCGAUGCCACCAAUGCCCAGAGGAAGACUGCAUACGAGCUGCUGGACGAGCAGAGCAGUGGGCAUCCGGCCCUCUACCCCCUCAACUACGUCACCCUGCAGUGCCUGGCAGCGCGGGCCAUCGAGAGGCACAGACUGCCCUACAAAGGCCUGAUCUCUGAGGAGAUGGAGUCUUUUAUCGAGCUGCACUGACCCCCCAUCCCCUCCCCCCAUAAAGAUCCUGUCCUUGUCCCUGACUGUUCCCCAGAACCCUCUGAACCACAAAACAAUCCCCCCCCCCCCCAUCUUCUCCCUUCAUCCUCAUUAAACCCCACCCCCCUUUUCCGGGGUCUCUCCUUUUUCAGCACCCAUCCUAACACCAGCCUGGGAUCUUUGUCUCAGACUAAACCGCAACUAUAAUCCAUCUGGCCUCUAAAGAUUUAGCUAACACCAGGCUUGGAGCAUGUUACUUGUGGCUUCAUGCAUUCGCUCAGUGCUCUCUCUUUAGGUUAGGUGGGGAUAGGGGUCAGGGUUGGAUUUGAUUUGAUGCUCUCUGUCUUAUUUCCUCGUUACCCUCAAUAAGAAAGGAAGAUUCGUCACAGAAAGGAAAAGAUAGCAGUGCGUAUGUAUGUAUUGAGUGUUAGCUUGUGGUAAGGUGGGAAUGGAAGCUGUAUUACUUGAUAGGACGUGAUCAGAUAUUGCCAGUGAACUGCAUGAGAGGCUUAAGAGUGAAUAGAAUAGCUUGUUUGUUAAAUCUAUCUUGGUGUGCAAGGUUAUCAAGAAGCAUCUUUUGAACAAAAGACUGUCUGGUAUCAAUGUAUGUUUAUCAUCACUUGAGCAUUAUUUAAUUUCUCUGACCCUUUGAUGUUUUGAGGUGUGUUUGAAACCCAUUUGUGCCAAAACUCAGCCUUAUAACUUCUCUGUUAAUGGGAAAUUAGCCUAUACCUUAAAACGGACUGACUACAACUGUAAAAGACUGUCUUGCAUGGGACUAAGAAUACAGUGUGUUGUAGCCUAGACUACAGCAUUUGUUUUUUUGUUUUUUCAGGUACGUGUGUGUGCGUGCGUGCGUGCGUGUACGUGUGUGUGUUACAACUUUGUUAAUCUCUAGAAGUCUCCCUCUAGAGCUUGGAGGGUGGAGAUUUCGCUUCCAUCCUGAGUGAAUGUUAAUGGGCUGUUGAACCCAGUAUAAGAUCUAUUCUAGCCUGUUUAUAUACAGUCCAUGCAGAACGGUGGGAAUCUAUGCAGUUGCUCAGUGUGAUGAUAUCAAUAGGUGAUCCUAUUAACCACAGAUGCAGGCAGUACCUAAUGGUAACAAAUUGUACCCUGUAUUUUAGUCUUAUUUAAAUUUAGAAUUUUUGUCAACACCAUCUCAGUUUGGUUUUAAUUUUAUCCUACUUUCUGUUGCUACUGUUAUGUCAGUCGCUAUGUAAAAGUCACACCUGAUUGAAAUCACUUUGAAACACCUCCCUGAAUCCUCAAGCAUAGCUUAACAACAACCAGGCUAUGGACUCUGGCAUCCUCUUAACAACUGAUUCCUUUAACUGAUAACUUCAGAUCCAAACUGUUGAGAUACUUGAAUAAAAUUCAGUAUCACUGCAGCAAGUGUGUUUUCUGUGUUCCAUAUUGUACAUGGUGCUUUUGAAUCUCACUGGUGUGUCACCUGCUAUGGGGCUUUUGCCAAAUGUUUAUAUUUCAUAGGGGUCAAUUAGUUGUUAGGCUUUUGUUAAAGAGAAGUCGACUUAUAGCUGCAAACUAUGUACAGUAUCCAAGUUCCAAUUCUAUUCUUUUGAAUGGCUUCUUCACAGUUUGCAACAGCCCUUGUCCAUUGUGUUCAUUAGCGGUAGACUGCAUCGCUCUGCAACAGAUACUGAUUGUGCAGGUUAGCCGUGCUCUCAGAGAGCUGUGUAGAGUGGAUGUGACGGGGUAACAGACAGCUGGAGUAACACUCAUAUUACGGAGGCCCUUAUAUUUAGAGAGAUUGAAAUAGGCGUGAGGGAAGAACACUAUCCAGCCUUGCUCUCUGGGUUCUCAUGCAACUCACCUAUUAAAGACAGAUGCCUGAAGUUAACUUUUGAGGGCUCAGGUUUGAGCUCCCUGCUGGUUUGGUUAUUUCUAGUGACCAGGAGUUCUUCGUGACCACGUGGCUGAAGAACUCUGGUCCCAAGCAUUUCUGGCCAGGUCAUGUCGACUGGAAAACGUGGCCCAAUUUAUUCUCCUGCCUCCCUCCCCCUUUUCCACAGCACUUUGCAAAUUACAGGAGUAUCAUAUUUGGGUAGUCACACUUCAGUCUGCCUUCCCUAUGGGCAGUAUUCCUAACCUUUAAAUUUACAUUGUUUUUAAGACUGCAAAAAAAACAAAACAUUUUGAUAAAUGUAUUACCUGCUGUUUUGCUUUCCUUGAGUGAUAAAUAGAAUACGCUGUGUUUUCUGCCGUCCAUGUCUUUGUCACUCUACAGUGUGUGAUGUGGUGAGAAAAGAAACCCGACAGAAACAUGAUCUUUUGACGUCCAGUGCUCUUAAAGUAUAAAUAGAGUGCAAUUAACGUCACUGCAGGGUAGCAGUGGAGACGGGCUGUUUCCCCUGCUAUUUCAGGGGCAUUUCACCCCAGUCUCUGCCCUGCAAACAGACUUACGGUGAGGUAAUACACACCCAGUCAGCUCCCUGGCAGGGUCUGUGUCCCAGAAACCAUCUUCGGUGACUUUGGUCCAUGGUUGAACCAAGUCAGCCUAUUGUAAAAUUUGGACACUUGCCAUAUCCUACCAUUACAAUGGGGCUAUCAUUUUCUUAAAAGCUAAUCAUUUUCGUUAUUCGAUCUUAAAUUCACAGUUCAUCUCCAUUUUCUUUGAACAGUCAUAGUUAUAGGUGGAAGAUGAUUAUGUCUUACUGGCAUCUAUUUAAGGUGAAAUAAAACAUUUAAUUGGGAAUUUGCAUUUACCUCCUGAAUUCACUGACUUGAUCCAGAACAUUAUUAUUAUUAUUACUUAGGAAAGUCCAGUAGACUGGAAGGUUAUUCUGUAGGUGGUCUAACCUGCAUGCCUGAUGCCCCGUCGGUGGCUGUAAGUAAUCCUGCUCAGGGCCUUUGUCUCUAAUAAAAGAUAAGAGGGUCUUACAUUUUGAGAUACAUAUUGUCUUACCAGCCAGAUAAGACCUAUGAUUCAACGUUUCUAGUUUAUAGGAAAUAUUAUAUUUUAUACAUGAUUUAUAGAAUUCUCAAGUGCAUGUCUGGCAUCUGUUUGAUUCAUUAUAUAUUUAUCUGGAAGGCUAUUACAUUUAGCACUACUUACUGUAUGCAACCCAAGAUUGUGGCAAGCUGAUGUAACCACAGUGGUACUUCUCCUUUCACCCACUAGGUGUCAGCAGCAACAAGGCAAAUGCACAGUGAUCAGCACAACGCCACCUGGCCGCUCACACUCCUUUGUUCCAGAGCAGCUCAGAAGGGGACAAGUGGAUCAAUGGGGAGAUGAAAGUGCGAAAGGGAUUAGGAAGUACAGUGUUUUUUUUUUGUUCUUCACUCUCCAAGUUGUUUUUGUUCUGUUCAUUUUGCGGCUUGCUUAUCAUUGUUGUCUUGGACAAUAUCAAGACAAUUUUGAUGAGUGCACUGCUUCUCUUAUUGUGAACUGAUAUCUCAGAAGUCAGAUCUACUGAUAUGGAAUUGUGUAUGUGUAAUAGUAAAGGUUGGGUAAGGUUUACCUACUUCACAAACUUCAUGUCAACAUCAAUCUGGAACUCUACAACUUCUCUUGCCUAGUGUCAAGAAAAGUACUUUCUUAUUUGUUGUGUUGUAGGUGGGGGAAGAUAGUUGAUACAUCUUGUAUAAUGAAUUUCAAAUCAGUUUGGUCUGUCUUAGCUUCAAAACAGAUUUUGUUUUGUUUUCAAAACAAAAUCGGGGAAACGCAUAUACUAUUUCCCAGUUGUUAUUUUUUUGAUGAUUUUCUGAAAUGAUCAUGGAAAAGGCAUACUUUCUGCAAUGUGUAUUAUCUGAUAUUAGCUUUGACAAAUGUCCAACAAAGGUAGAUUUAAUGUGACGAUGUGCUUCUUACUUUGUAUUGCCUGUAUUACCUUGCACAUAGUCCUUGUUGAACUGUCUGAAAUUGUUAGUUAAUGCAGAUACAAUAUAAAAUAAUAUGUUUUAUUAUUUUUCACAUUUCAAAAUACAUUUUGUUUGAAGUGUUGCCCACUCAGUAAUUGAUAAGUAAUGUAUUUUUAACAAUAUGUUUUUAGAAUUUUUACAUCAGGAACAGAUUGUGUUAGCAAUUUAAAUAAUUCAUUAUUACCCAUACCUCUGCUUAUAUAUUUCUUCCAGAAUACAUCAAUUAUCAGACUGCUACUCUACAUUUUAGGACAUUGUUUGGUCUAGUCCCAUUUUUCAAAUGUCUAGGCAUCUGAAUUAAUACAAAAUUAUCUUUCAAAAGCAUGUUCGUUAGUAAAGGUAUCAAGAACUUAACAUCUUUAAUGUGAAUAGGUCGAUGCAAAUCAUUUAAUGCAAAUAGGUCAGUUUUGCUAAUACGUGAGAAACAAAUCAUCCAGUUUGACUUUUAUUCCUCUGAAUAAAAUGCAGCUGUCUGUAUUGAAACCAUAGGUCCCAGAUGAACAUACCGUGCAUUCAGCGUAUUUAUGAGAUUAUUUUUGUAUAUGAAACCCUUAUACACACUUGCCAAAGUCCUUCAGUGUCAUUUUCUUGUGUGACAAAAAUGAAAAUAUACUGGAUUUAAUUAGAAGUUUUUGCCCCAACACAAAAGUCUAUUAUGUCAAAGUGUAAAAAUAUAGACAAUAUUGCAUGAAUAUUCACCCCCUUUGCUAUGACACACCUGAAUUAGCUGUGGUCCAACCAAUUCUCUUCAGGAGUAGUUGACUGGAGUCCACCUUUAAAGUGUUUCAAAUGAUUUCAGGUAAAAUACACCUGUCUCUGGAAGGUCCCAUGUGUGGUUAUCAGGGAUAGGAUAUAAGAACUUCCUCAAAAUAUCCUCAGGAGCCCAGCAAAGUAAAAAAAACAUUAAGAAAUGAAGAUAAUAUGGGAAAACUGUGAAUGUGUCUACAUCAGGCCGUCCUCAAAAACUGAGUAUCCAGACUAGAAGGGGACUAGUCAGGGAGGCCACCAAGAGGUCUGUCUUUAAAACGGUCCAGCCUUCCAUGAUUGAGCUGGGCGACACUAUUCCAACUGAGAAGAUGUGGAAAGAGUGAAAAAUCGCUGUCCACCAAAGGUCCCCAACUAACUUGAUAGAGAUUAAGUAAUUUGCAAAGAAGAAUGGAAGAAUUGCUGUGUCCAGACUUAUCCAAAUAAACUUGUGCCUGUACCAAAUACAGACUAAAGGGGGUGAAUACUUAUGCAAUCAAUUGUUUUGUAUUUGUAAUUCAUUUAGGUCAGUUUUAUCUUUCACUUUGACCUUGUGAACAUUUUGUGGUGAUCAAUGGCAAAACGCCUUAUUAAAUUUGUUUUGAUUUCAUGUUGUUACACAAUCAAAUCUGGAAUGUCCAAUGGGAUGAAUACAGUUGAGUGGCACUCUAACCUAUAAACCCUGUCUCAGGGUUGACUAAUUCAGAAGAUCCUGUCAAUUUCCACUUUGUUUUUGAACAUUUUAUCUUGUUUAUAUUUUGUGUACAUAGUAAAUAGUAAUAUAUGUGUACAGUGUAGUAAUAUAUAGUAAACUAUAAGUACUAUAUAUUAAACUGCAUGGAUUUGUGGUUGGAUGUGCAGAGUUUUUGAAAUGUGUAAUGUUCUGCUGAACCAUGUUAUCAGCUCUGACUCCAUUUCAAAAUAAAGGAUGAAAAUGUG